Molecule: messenger RNA, 1882 nt
Organism: Aplysia californica (California sea hare)
Lineage: Eukaryota; Metazoa; Mollusca; Gastropoda; Aplysiida; Aplysiidae
Product: amidase
Exons: 6
Coding region: 93-1148 (351 amino acids)
Molecular function (GO): catalytic activity
Source: RefSeq, a predicted model, not a curated record
CGUGGCGAUGUGACGUACAAGGUUCCACUUUGGGUCUGCUGUCUGGAAAGACUGUGGCAGUCAAGGACAACUGUGCUGUGGCCGGGGUGCCCAUGUCUAACGGCAGUCGUCUGCUGGAGGGCUUCGUGCCUGAGUAUGACGCCACUGUGGUCACUCGCAUUCUGGACGCUGGUGUGUCAGUAAUGUCGGUGGCGCAGCGGGAGGUGGACAUGGCUGUAGCGACCGACCAGGGCGGUUCCAUCCGGAUCCCGUCUGCCUGGUCCGGCUGCGUGGGCCUGAAGCCUAGCCACGGGCUGGUGCCUUACACAGGCUGCAUCAACACAGAGCCCACGGUGGACCACGCCGGGCCCAUAGCCCUCACCGUCUCUCACUGUGCUCUCAUGCUCGAGGUCAUGGCGGGAGCAGAUGGGUUGGACGGACGUCAGAAAAACGUGUUAAAGAUACCAAAGUACUCUCAGUUGCUGGACUCCACCAAGGUGUCUGGCAAAACUCUGGGUGUACUCAAGGAAGGUUUCUCUCUGUGUGCGGAGGACAGUCAGCGCUGUGUCAGUGACUUCCUCUCCACCGUCAGCAAGGCAAAGCUCCACACCAAAGACGUCUCUUGCUACAAUUACAUGAGAUUAUGUUACCGCUCACCAGCCUGUAGCUACCACGUACAGGGCUACAGCCCCACCAGCCUGGAGGCGGCAGUACGCCGCGGCCUACAACAGCCCUCCACGCCCUUCUCCACCGGCGCCAAAUGGUUCACCCUGGCCGGGGAGCUGAUACAGCGUCGCUAUGGCAACCAUUACCCCGCGAAGGCCCGGAACCUGAUACUGAAGCUCUCUGCUCAGUACGACUCCGCCUUGAAGGGGUGUGACGUCAUUGUCAUGCCAACCCUGACGCACCGGGCGCCUGGGUUCAUAGGUCAGACUGACAGCCCUACAAAGGAUGCUUUAGACUUCGUGUCUCAAAGCCUGGACAUGAGUGGCAACACGGUGGCAGCCAACAUGACGGGGCACCCGGCCUUGACCUUACCUCUAGGGAAACCUGGCGAUGGGCAGACGGACAGCGUGAUGAUCGUGGGCCGGAGGUAUGACGAGGUGACCGUUCUAGCGGUGGCCAGGGCCUUAGAGAGGAUCAUCCCCGCUCGAGACGGGCUGAACUGAUGUCAUUGACGUCAAACACAAUAGGACAGGCUUGUAGUUUGACAUCAUAAACUACAGGACAAGCUGAUACCUUUGACGUUAUACACAAUAGGACAGGCUGAUACCUUUGACGUCAUACACAACAGGACAAGUUAAUACCUUUGACGUCAUUCACAAUAGAACAGGUUGAUACCUUUGACGUCACUCACAACUGGACAGACUUGUAGGCCUACAUCCUACACAAUAGGACAGACUAUUACCAAUGACGUCAUAAGCAAAAGGACAUGUAGAUACCAUUAACAUUAUCCACAAUAGAACACACUAAUACUAUGGACGAGGCACACAAUAAGUCAGACUUAUAGCAUUCACCAUACAUACAAUUCUGACUGUAAACAUAGGUGUAUUAAGUGAAUUUCCCUAGAAAAAAACUUAAAUGUAUUGCACCCGCCCGCUAUUAAGCAGAUUUUCCCCCCUCUGUCUGUGAUAUUUAAUGUGAAAUUUAAGCCGAAUUACACUAUUUAUUCUCUCAUGAGCCAGAUUUGAAAUGAAGACCAGCGGAAUAAAAAUGUUUUGUCAAGAUGCCAUAAGCAUGUGAAUGCGUGAGGUGUGUUUUAAUAUCACAGAAAUUUUGAAAUUUCGUUUACCCCUAAGUGUACCUUACAAACACACAUGCCUUUCUCACGUAUGUUCUCUCUACCUCGGGUAUCUUUUGUGGAAUGGCAACUGACUCUUUGUUGUUCCAUGCAGAAGACGUG